CGCCCCGUCGAAGAGGCCAACCCGCUGCUGCCUCUCGCCCGGGCGCCCGUCGGAGGGUCUCCAUGGCCAGCGCGGGGCUGCAGCUGGUCGGCUACUUCCUGGCGCUGGCCGGCUGGGUGGCCACCAUCUGCGCCUCGGCCCUGCCGCAGUGGAAGCAGAGCUCGUACGCCGGGGACGCCAUCAUCACGGCCGUCGGGCUCUACGAGGGCCUCUGGAUGACCUGCGCCUCGCAGAGCACCGGCCAGGUCCAGUGCAAGCUCCACGAGUCCCUCCUCUCGCUCGACGUGCACCUCCAGACCUCCCGAGCGCUGAUGGUGGUGUCCAUUCUGAUGGGCUUUGUGGGGCUCAUUGUCGGUGUGAUCGGGAUGAAGUGUACCAAAGUGGUGGAUGAGAACCCCGUCACCAAAAGCUGGAUUGCCGUCUUGGGAGGAGUCUUUUUCGUGCUCGCAGGUCUGUGCACAAUGACGGCUGUUUCGUGGUAUGCAGCACGGGUGACAGUCGAAUUCUUCAAUCCAACCACACCGGUCAAUGCCAGAUGGAACACGGGGCCUUCNCUGUUCGUCGGGUGGUCGGCAGCCAGUUUGGUCCUGCUGGGAGGGUCCUUCUUGUCCUGUUCGUGCCCCAGACCGGAAGACAGAGGACAACAGUACUACCGGCAGGCCCAGCCUUCGACGGCGAGAGAGUAUGUCUGAACCUCGU
Messenger RNA from Gekko japonicus, 699 nucleotides. It is a transcript of the gene CLDN19, whose product is annotated as claudin 19. The record is from RefSeq and is a predicted model, not a curated record. Gene Ontology annotation, cellular component: bicellular tight junction; plasma membrane. NCBI's taxonomy places the organism in Eukaryota, Metazoa, Chordata, Lepidosauria, Squamata, Gekkonidae. The coding region runs from base 63 to 692 and encodes 209 amino acids. Gene Ontology annotation, biological process: bicellular tight junction assembly; cell adhesion. The transcript is spliced from 5 exons. Gene Ontology annotation, molecular function: structural molecule activity.